CAUGAGAGGGCUGAUCCAUCUUUGCAGUGUUCUUCGUUCCCAGUGAGGACGCGCACCAGUGUGAACACGUCAUUCCGAGUGACAUGCGACUGGAGAAUUUGAACAUCUGAGGCUUACCGCGUCGGCGGGCCAAGCGAAGUUGACGACUGUAUCAAUUGCUCUUUGUUGCAGAGGACUCGCCCUAUAACGCCCAUUGCGCUCCAUCUUCCAUUCAGAUGUACAAGAGGCUCGGAAGUGUUAUCGCAUCAUCUCGACUCGCCAAUGGCAUGCCGCUCAAGAUCUUUGACCUUUGAUACGAUCCGCAACGUCUAUCUCCAGCCGCCGCGUCGCCUACGUGUACCAAGUAAACAACAAACGUUCUGAAUUUCCCCCGUUUACCGUCAUCGUGCCUUCUUCCUCGUUGUGGUGCGUUCAUGAAACCGAGACACACGGCGUAUUUCAAUGGAACGUCGCAUUGGAAGGGGAGGAAGUGGGUUCUUCGACUAGGAUGUAUACGAUUCGUUCUAUGAGUACACCUACAAAGUCCACCCCGUUCUCAUUUGCUCAUGUCCUCUUCGACUCUAUUCCACAAGACAGGCAAGGGCUAGCGCUCACCGCUUUCUCCGACCUUCUUUUCCCCUUCUCCUACUCGUGGCCAGCUCUGGGCUGCUGCACAAGAUUCGUAAUAGCUCGAAAGAAAGCCCUUGGUGGUAGACUCCGAGCGCAUGGCCGAGCGGAGUAUAGGCCAGUGCAAAAUCCCGCCGUAUGUGCUUACCCCGUUACCUCGUUCUUACUUGGAUGGAGGAUAGCAGAGAGAAAAACGGUUUCGGGAUAUUGGGUGUGGCGAUCAAGAGCGAUGAUUGUCCUUGUUGGUGGCGCUCUUUUUGCAGGGCCGCCACGCCCUGUGUCGUCCUUUCGACUGUGCCGCUACCUCCACCUCCGUUGGUGAUCGAUGGAGGAUUCGACUAGCCGCUUACCCUUUCGGUUUGUGCGUGGAAUUAAGAACGGCCGUUGACAAAACCUUGUGCUGUGGAGUUCCUAUCUGCAUGAAUGACUACCCUUAUCAACGAUCACGAAGAGCCUCCGGCUUGUUGAAACGAUUUUUGACUGCAACUAUCAUCGUGAUACUGGUGCCUUUCCUUUCAACUGGGCCAUUCACGCUCGCAACGGGACUCUUCACCCUCCUGUGCCGGUCACAAUUUACUCUCUCUCCGUUUGUAGGGUAUGGAAGUUUCCAACUUGGGUUAGCGUUUAUUCGGGAGGUCGUAAAACAACUUACUGUGCAGAAUCUACGCAGAAAGACCCAUGGGCCAUCUGUAGCAUGCCGUAUCGUGUACAACUCCCGCGCUACAUACAAAACAUGAAAUUCUGUUUCCGCG
This is a messenger RNA of Laccaria bicolor S238N-H82, 1358 nucleotides long. RefSeq lists its product as uncharacterized. The transcript has 6 exons. Bases 488 to 928 code for a protein of 146 amino acids. The record is from RefSeq and is a predicted model, not a curated record. NCBI's taxonomy places the organism in Eukaryota, Fungi, Basidiomycota, Agaricomycetes, Agaricales, Hydnangiaceae.